AUGGAAAUAUGGAAUGUCUUGAUGGAACUAGGAGAAGGGGAUGAGCAGGAGAAAGACAACAAGUUGACUGUAGCCAUGAAGAAGUUUGAAGAUUUCAAGAUGCUUCCAAAUGAGACAAUCAUGGACAUGGAGCUGAGAUUCACCAGACUCAUGGGAGAUCUGACUGAUCUCGGGAAGGAAUUGACCGAGAAAGAAAGGAAUCUAAAAAUUCUUCGUGGCCUGCCAAAAUCUUGGGAAAUGAAGGUCAUUGCAAUGAGGGACAAUCGAGACAUGAAAACAACGAGCACGGCCAAGAUCUUUAGUGAUCUCAAAGCAUAUGAGUUCGAACAUGAACCGAAAGAUGCCGAAGAAUCAGAAACGAGAAAUAUCGCUCUAAUGGCCAACCAAUCAGCAUCAACAUCCAACAGCAAGCAUCAAGAUAGCAACACUUCCAAAAGCCCAUCCAAGGAGACUAGAGAAAGAUACAAAAGAAAUGACAAGCCAAAAUCUUCAGGCUCCAGAAACGAGAGAAGAAGAAAGGCAAUGGUGGUGAACGAAACCUCUGACACAGUUGUGAAGCAAAGUAGCUCCUCAAGCUCGAGUUCAGACGAUGAAAGUUCUGAAGAAGAAAAAGGACUCCUAUGCCUUUUCAGUCAGGAAUCAGAAGAUCUAUGCCUUACGGCUGACGAAGAUGAGGUAAACUCUCAUUCAUCUUCCUGUUAUUUAGCUGAGUCAAGUUCUGUAGGGAGUCAAACCUCCAAUGAAUCAGUUACCGAAAUGAUGAGGAGGUUCAAAGUGAUAAAUAGCACCUACUCCAAACUUAAGGAGGAGAACUCUCGGCUCACGAUUAGCUACAAUGCGCUAAGGCAAGUUCGAAUUGAGAACAUUAAGCUAGCCAUUGCUAAGGAGCAACUUGAGAAAAAUGUUCUCACUCUGAAGGAGCAGUGCACAGUAAGAGAAAGGAGAGAACAAGAACUGCUUGAAGUCUUGGACAAAUUCAAUAAUUCAUCCAAUCUAAUGGAUCGAAUGAUAAAUGACUCCAGACUGCCCGGGGAAAGAACGGGAAUUGGUUUUAACCCCAGCUCCGCCUCACAAACCUGCUUGAACAAAUCCACGAAUGCAUAUUCACACGAAGGCUUUCAAGCUGCAUUUGUUCAAGGACCAACCCAGAGGACCAAAGAUGAGUCGUGGACACUCUAUGUUGAUGUGGGUUCCAAAGUUGACAGCUAA
This is a messenger RNA of Ipomoea nil (Japanese morning glory), 1209 nucleotides long. RefSeq names its product kinesin-related protein 4-like. NCBI's taxonomy places the organism in Eukaryota, Viridiplantae, Streptophyta, Magnoliopsida, Solanales, Convolvulaceae. The transcript has 3 exons. The coding region runs from base 1 to 1209 and encodes 402 amino acids. The record is from RefSeq and is a predicted model, not a curated record.